AUGAUCUACAAUGGAUUCGAGAGAGCGAACAUCGGAAUCCGUUCGGACGCGUCACCAUUCACAAAAGCGGCGCCGAGCGGGCGCGGUGCGGGGGGCAGAAGGGAGAGGGGGCGGGGCGGGGCGAGGGGCGGGGGGGAGGCCGCGUACCUGCGCCGGCGCCCCCUGCGCGCCCCUCCCCCUCGGCGCGUCGCGACAGGCGCCGGCGCCACUCGGCCGCCGAGCAAUUAUGGC
Messenger RNA from Iphiclides podalirius (scarce swallowtail), 231 nucleotides. Lineage: Eukaryota; Metazoa; Arthropoda; Insecta; Lepidoptera; Papilionidae. The record is from the annotation of a GenBank genome assembly.